Molecule: messenger RNA, 4246 nt
Organism: Macaca mulatta (Rhesus monkey)
Lineage: Eukaryota; Metazoa; Chordata; Mammalia; Primates; Cercopithecidae
Gene: GRM8
Product: glutamate metabotropic receptor 8
Biological process (GO): G protein-coupled receptor signaling pathway
Cellular component (GO): membrane
Molecular function (GO): G protein-coupled receptor activity
Source: RefSeq, a predicted model, not a curated record
UUAAAAAUCAGAACUAUUGACAUUUCUAGUCUCCUUGUCGCUUCGGGCUGAAGCGCGGAGGGGGAUCCGCGGGCCGAGGGUCCCCCUCCCUGCCCUCGCCAGGGCCGCUGGGUGACACCGAAAUCCUGAGGCUCCCGCCCCUCGGGGGUUCCUCCUCCUGCUUCCCGAGGUGACUGGUUGGCGCGAAGCGAUUGGCGAUCCCGGGCGCGAUCCCGGCCGCGGCUCCCCGCGCCGCGCGGGGUGAAUGGCCGCGGGCGGAGGAUCGGGAGGCGCCGGGCGCAGACCAAUCGCGGCCGCCGGUGGGAGUAUUUGUUAUUCACAUGGAAGAGACUUGGCGCCGGCUCGGCCAGCUCAGCCCCCUCAGCCCGGAGAUCAGCCACAAGUGCGGCCGCUGUGCUCGCCUCACGCGGCGGCGGCGGCGGCGGCGCUGACAUGGAGCUGCGGGCCCCCGGCGGGCUUCCUCACCGCGCCCUCUGCGGGGAGCAGGGAGUAAUUCUGCUACAAGGCUGAUUUCAAGGACAUGAAUUGUUGACCUCAUCCCAACAUCAGAACCUCAGAUGUUCUAAUUUUUGCACCAUUCCAGGCAAGUUGAUCUUAUAAGGAAAUAAAAUUGAACCUUAGGGGUCUGAUGGAAACUCACUGUGACAUUCAAAUCAAGAAAACUUGCUGAUGCCCACAGAGCCUUUUUCCCAUGGGCCCUGAUGGUAGCCUCCAGAAGGUGCAGCCUCAGGUGGUCCCCCUUCUUCUGUGGCAAGAAUAAACUUUGGGUCUUGGAUUGCAAUACCACUUGUGGAGAAAAUGGUAUGCGAGGGAAAGCGAUCAGCCUCUUGCCCUUGUUUCUUCCUCUUGACCGCCAAGUUCUACUGGAUCCUCACAAUGAUGCAAAGAACUCACAGCCAAGAGUAUGCCCAUUCCAUACGGGUGGAUGGGGACAUUAUUUUGGGGGGUCUCUUCCCUGUCCACGCAAAGGGAGAGAGAGGAGUGCCUUGUGGGGAGCUGAAGAAGGAAAAGGGGAUUCACAGACUGGAGGCCAUGCUUUAUGCAAUUGACCAGAUUAACAAGGACCCUGAUCUCCUUUCCAACAUCACUCUGGGUGUCCGCAUCCUCGACACGUGCUCUAGGGACACCUAUGCUUUGGAGCAGUCUCUAACGUUCGUGCAGGCAUUAAUAGAGAAAGAUGCUUCGGAUGUGAAGUGUGCUAAUGGAGAUCCACCCAUUUUCACCAAGCCUGACAAGAUUUCUGGCGUCAUAGGUGCUGCAGCAAGCUCCGUGUCCAUCAUGGUUGCUAACAUUUUAAGACUUUUUAAGAUACCUCAAAUCAGCUAUGCAUCCACAGCCCCAGAGCUAAGUGAUAACACCAGGUAUGACUUUUUCUCUCGAGUGGUCCCGCCUGACUCCUACCAAGCCCAAGCCAUGGUGGACAUCGUGACAGCACUGGGAUGGAAUUACGUGUCGACACUGGCUUCUGAGGGGAACUAUGGUGAGAGCGGUGUGGAGGCCUUCACUCAGAUCUCGAGGGAGAUUGGUGGUGUUUGCAUUGCUCAGUCACAGAAAAUCCCACGUGAACCAAGACCUGGAGAAUUUGAAAAAAUUAUCAAACGCCUGCUAGAAACACCUAAUGCUCGAGCAGUGAUUAUGUUUGCCAAUGAGGAUGACAUCAGGAGGAUAUUGGAAGCAGCAAAAAAACUAAACCAAAGUGGGCAUUUUCUCUGGAUUGGCUCAGAUAGUUGGGGAUCCAAAAUAGCACCUGUCUAUCAGCAAGAGGAGAUUGCAGAAGGGGCUGUGACAAUUUUGCCCAAACGAACAUCAAUUGAUGGAUUUGAUCGAUACUUUAGAAGCCGAACUCUUGCCAACAAUCGAAGAAAUGUGUGGUUUGCAGAAUUUUGGGAGGAGAAUUUUGGCUGCAAGUUAGGAUCACAUGGGAAAAGGAACAGUCAUAUAAAGAAAUGCACAGGGCUGGAGCGAAUUGCUCGGGAUUCGUCUUAUGAACAGGAAGGAAAGGUCCAGUUUGUAAUUGAUGCAGUAUAUUCCAUGGCUUACGCCCUGCACAAUAUGCACAAAGAUCUCUGCCCUGGAUACAUUGGCCUUUGUCCACGAAUGAGUACCAUUGAUGGGAAAGAGCUACUUGGUUAUAUUCGGGCUGUAAAUUUUAAUGGCAGUGCUGGCACUCCUGUCACUUUCAAUGAAAACGGAGAUGCUCCUGGACGUUAUGAUAUCUUCCAGUAUCAAAUAACCAACAAAAGCACAGAGUACAAAGUCAUCGGCCACUGGACCAAUCAGCUUCAUCUAAAAGUGGAACACAUGCAGUGGGCUCAUAGAGAGCAUACUCACCCGGCGUCGGUCUGCAGCCUGCCGUGUAAGCCGGGGGAGAGGAAGAAAACGGUGAAAGGGGUCCCUUGCUGCUGGCACUGUGAACGCUGUGAAGGUUACAACUACCAGGUGGAUGAGCUGUCCUGUGAACUUUGCCCUCUGGAUCAGAGACCCAACAUCAACCGCACAGGCUGCCAGCUUAUCCCCAUCAUCAAAUUGGAGUGGCAUUCUCCCUGGGCUGUGGUGCCUGUGUUUGUUGCAAUAUUGGGAAUCAUCGCCACCACCUUUGUGAUCGUGACCUUUGUCCGCUAUAAUGACACACCUAUCGUGAGGGCUUCAGGACGCGAACUUAGUUACGUGCUCCUAACAGGGAUUUUUCUCUGUUAUUCAAUCACCUUUUUAAUGAUUGCAGCACCAGAUACAAUCAUAUGCUCCUUCCGACGAAUCUUCCUAGGACUUGGCAUGUGUUUCAGCUAUGCAGCCCUUCUGACCAAAACAAACCGUAUUCAUCGAAUAUUUGAGCAGGGGAAGAAAUCUGUCACAGCGCCCAAGUUUAUUAGUCCAGCAUCUCAGCUGGUGAUCACCUUCAGCCUCAUCUCUGUCCAGCUCCUUGGAGUGUUUGUCUGGUUUGUUGUGGAUCCCCCCCACAUCAUCAUUGACUAUGGAGAGCAGCGGACACUAGAUCCAGAGAAGGCCAGGGGAGUGCUCAAGUGUGACAUUUCUGAUCUCUCACUCAUUUGUUCACUUGGAUACAGUAUCCUCUUGAUGGUCACUUGUACUGUUUAUGCCAUUAAAACGAGAGGUGUCCCAGAGACUUUCAACGAAGCCAAACCUAUUGGAUUUACCAUGUAUACCACCUGUAUCAUUUGGUUAGCUUUCAUCCCCAUCUUUUUUGGUACAGCCCAGUCAGCAGAAAAGAUGUACAUCCAGACAACAACACUUACUGUCUCCAUGAGUUUAAGUGCUUCAGUGUCUCUGGGCAUGCUCUAUAUGCCCAAGGUUUAUAUUAUAAUUUUUCAUCCAGAACAGAAUGUUCAAAAACGCAAAAGGAGCUUCAAGGCUGUGGUGACAGCUGCCACCAUGCAAAGCAAACUGAUCCAAAAAGGAAAUGACAGACCAAAUGGCGAGGUGAAAAGUGAACUCUGUGAGAGUCUUGAAACCAACACUUCCUCUACCAAGACAACAUAUAUCAGCUACAGCAAUCAUUCAAUCUGAAACAGGGAAAUGACACAAUCUGAAGAGAUGUGGUAUAUGAUCUUAAACAAUGAACAUGAGACUGCAAAAAUUCACUCCUGGAGAUCUCCAUAGACUACAAUCAAUCAAAUCAAUAGUCUUGUAAGGAACAAAAAUUAGCCAUGAGCCAAAAGUAUCAAUAAACGGGGAGUGAAGAAACCCGUUUAAUACAAUAAAACCAAUGAGUGUCAAGCUAAAGUAUUGCUUACUCAUGAGCAGUUAAAAAACAAAAUCACAAAAGGAAAACUAAUGUUAGCUUGUGAAAAAAAAAUGCUGUUGAAAUAAAUCAUGUCUGAUGUUAUUCUUGUAAGUAUUUUUCUGUGAUUGUGAGAACUCCCGUUCCUGUCCCACGUUGUUCAACUUGUAUAAGACAAUGAGUCUCUUUCUUGUAAUGGCUGACCGGAUUGAAGCCCUGGGUUGUGCUAAAAAUAAAUGCAAUGAUUGAUGCAUGCAAUUUUUUAUACAAAUAAUUUAUUUCUAAUAAUAAAGGAAUGUUUUGCAAAUGUUGAGAGUUGUUUCGUUCCAGUUUUAAAGCUAGGGAAAACUCUUCUUUCUAGUUGGCACUUCCGCUGUUUUUUAGCUCCUUCUAUGAAAGCGCUGAUGUUCUGAGGAAAUAUUUCUUUGAGGAAUGUGUAUUUGUACAUUUGUGUGCAUAUGAGGAAGAUUGUCUUUUAUUCCUAUAUUAAAAGCAUUAUUUGUGUAA